Molecule: messenger RNA, 878 nt
Organism: Exaiptasia diaphana
Lineage: Eukaryota; Metazoa; Cnidaria; Anthozoa; Actiniaria; Aiptasiidae
Product: late histone H1-like
Exons: 1
Coding region: 40-612 (190 amino acids)
Biological process (GO): nucleosome assembly; negative regulation of DNA recombination; chromosome condensation
Cellular component (GO): nucleus; nucleosome
Molecular function (GO): double-stranded DNA binding; structural constituent of chromatin; nucleosomal DNA binding
Source: RefSeq, a predicted model, not a curated record
UGAUCGGAAACGUGGAAAAUUUCUAUAGUAAAUUUCAAAAUGUCUGACUCCGCUUCUUCACCAAAGAAGGCCAAGAAGCCACAGAAACCAGCUUUACACCCUCCAUACAAAGAGAUGAUCAAGGCUGCUCUGACAUCUCUGAAAGAUCGUACGGGAUCAUCUCGCCAAGCCAUCGAGAAGUACAUCAGAGCAAACUACCCGGUUAACGACAAUUGUGCCUCUCAACUCAGGUUAUCUCUCAAGCGAUUGUCGGAUAAAGGAACAAUUGUUCACUCGAAAGGAAAAGGAGCCUCUGGCUCGUUCAAGUUGAACAAGGCCGCAGUCGCCGAAAAGAAACCCAAGAAAAAGACUGUGAAGAAACCCGCGGCCAAGAAAGCUGCCAAGAAAGAAAAACCCAAGUCACCAAAGAAACCAGCUUCAAAGAAGACAAGCAAAUCACCCAAGAAAUCAGCCAAGUCUCCUGCUAAGAAAUCAAAGAAAUCAGCAGAUAAACCAAAGAAAGUGACCAAAAAACCUGCUGCCAAAGCCAAGCCGGCAAAGAAGACUCCAGCCAAAAAACCUGCUGCAAAGAAGGCAGGCAAGAAACCAGCCAAGAAGACAGCCAAGAAGUAAAGUGUUGGCCGCUCACAAUACAAAACAAAACGGCUCUCUUAGGAGCCACCCACAUGGUGGAAAGUCAAUGACAUAAAUGCUAUUAUUUAAGGAAUUAUAAGAACAGCAAUACAUAAUUCAUGUGAACCUAAUUUUACAAYAUAUUGUGUUAUUUUUUAAAUAAUUAUUGAAUUUUUUUUAUACAGAAAUACAUAUAUGCCGAAAUUAUGAUCAUUUUGACUCAUUCAGAGUAUAUAUAAAAUAUCAGAAAUUGAAGUUGCCUAACA